AUGUCCUCGAGGUCAAGACAUCGUCGGCGACAAAUUCGAGAGUCGUCCUCAUCGGCAGAUCCAUCAUCUCGGAUCGUCAAACUGCUGAUAACAGUGUUGUCGCUGAAGACGGAUCGUGUGUCAUCUGAAGAACUUGAGGAGGCCAGGCUGAGCGAGUCCCUCGGUGGAGUCUCUGUAGCCUGGGGAUCUGACCAAAUCACUCCGGAGGAAGGGGAAGAACAGUCCCUCUGCCUGUCAAGGCUCGCCCAGUCAAGCAAGCUUGAAGUCGAGGAGAUUCUUGUGUCUGCAUCCAUGGGAUCUAAAGGCGAGACUGCAUCAGAGCGUGUUGAUUUCCGAGAGAGCUCGGUACUAGUGCUGUUGCAUGGACGAGGCUUCGUCCUCGCUGUCUCCCCCUUCUUCGCCCGCAUCGUUUUCUGUAUCGAUAUCGCCAUCUUCUUCAAGGUUGCCAUUGGAGCUACUCAUUGCUUAAUCCCGCAGACACCGGUCGAUUUCUCCGACGAAGUCGAACUCGUAGACAUAGAUAUCGUCAACAUCUAA
Messenger RNA from Cladophialophora bantiana CBS 173.52, 537 nucleotides. RefSeq lists its product as uncharacterized. The record is from RefSeq and is a predicted model, not a curated record. The transcript has a single exon. The coding region runs from base 1 to 537 and encodes 178 amino acids. Lineage: Eukaryota; Fungi; Ascomycota; Eurotiomycetes; Chaetothyriales; Herpotrichiellaceae.